CCAACGUAUUACAACUUCCUGUUUCGCAAAGCGCUGAGUUAGGCUCUUGUUUGCUACCCAGCUAGUAAGCUUAAAUGCCCAACAAGAUUGUGUCUAACCUUAGUGUCCUAAUACAGUGCUAACAAGCAAAAAGUGCGAUUUACUGCAAUUGGUGAAAUAAUGUCGGACAGUCCGGAUUUGCCACCAAGCGAUGAGCAGAAUUUAGAGAUACAAGGCUCUGUUACUAUUUGUCCUUCUGUUGUGAUGGAGGAAGAGGAGGAUAGCAUGUUUAAUGACCAACAUUUCUAUUGUGAGAUGUGUCACCAGCACUUCAUUGACCAGUGUGAGGUUCAUGGUCCACCAUUAUUCACAUGUGACUCACCAGCAGCUAUGGGCAUUCCUCAGAGAGCUCUGCUGACACUGCCGCAAGGCUUGGUUAUAGGUCGAUCAAGCAUCUCUAAUGCAGGGCUUGGGGUUUUCAACAAUGGUCAGACUGUUCCAUUGGGGAUGCAUUUUGGACCUUUUGAUGGAGAGUUGACUUCCGAGGAAAAGGCAAUGGAUAGUCCCUUCUCUUGGGUAAUUUACAAAGGCAAUAAUCAGUAUACUUACAUAGAUGCAGAGCGAGACACUCACUCUAACUGGAUGAAGUUUGUGGUGUGCUCAAGGAGUGAGAUGGAGCAGAAUCUUGUUGCAUUUCAGCAAAAUGGACGUAUUCUGUUCCGUUGUUGUCGCCCUAUAAACCCAGGGCAGGAAUUUAGAGUUUGGUAUGCUGAAGAAUAUGCUCAAGGACUUGGCAUCAUCUGGGAUAAGAUCUGGGAUAAGAAAAGCAUUUAUCUAGGUCCAACUGAAGAGCUGGCAACUCAGGACUGUCUAUGUCCUUAUUGUCAUUACUCCUUCCCAACAGUUGUUUAUCUGCGUGUUCAUGUGAAGCGCUCACACCCCGAUGAGUAUGCACACUUUAUGCAGACACAGCCACUAGAGUCUGUAGACAUAGACCAGGGCCAUCUGGCUUCUGAUGCAGCUCCUCCAACCUAUAUGCAGCCAACAAUAGAAAGCUGUCAGGAUCAAAUUUCAACCCCAAAUGGACAACCCAUCCAGCAGUCAGAAAAGUCAGACUGCACUGAUUUGUCUGAUACAUGCAGUAAUUGUUUAAGUGACCAGGCAAACUGUGUUGCUGAGGUCUCGGAUGAAAUGAAUAAAUGUGGUGAGUGUGGCCGUAACUUUUUGAGAUCUUGUCAUCUGAAGAGACUAUACCCUUGCACAAAGUGCUCCUUUUCUUUUGUUGCCAAAUCCAAUUUACAUCAACAUCUGAAACGGCAUCACCAUGGAGAGUACCCCAGGUUAGUUGAGAGUGGCUCGCUCACAGCAGGGACUGAGGGUGAAAUGGAGACAAAUUCUGACAAGCAUGACCCAACCUAUGAACCUCCUACUCGAGCAAAGAGGCCCAUGAAGAACACUUUGAGAGGCAGGAGUCACCCUAAAAAAGUGUCUGUUGGCCGACCAAGGGGACGACCACCUAAAAACAAGCGUGCAGCUCAGGAUGAAUUGCUUACCUGCACAGAGUGUGAACAAAGGUUCUCUGAUUUAGAGACACUAAAAACUCACCAAUGUGUGGGACAGGAUAAUAAUAAGAUCGACAAACCACAGGAAGCAGCAGAUUCUCAGCAUGUCUGUGGUGAAUGUCUGAGAGGCUUCAGUAAUUUUGAUCUUCUUAAAGCCCAUGAGUGCAUUCAGCUGGGAGAUGGAUCCUACUGUUGCUCUCACUGCAACCUUUACUUCAACCGUUUGUGUAACCUUCGUCGCCAUGAGCGCACCAUCCACUCCAAGGAAAAGCCCUACUGCUGCACCCUGUGCCUCAAGUCCUUCACCCAGUCUUCUGGCUUGAAGCGACACCAGCAGAGCCACUCACGCCGCAAAGGCCACCGCCAGAGCUCAGCUCUUGUUGAUGCCAGCAUCUUUCCCUGCACAUACUGCCCCUUCUCCUUCACCGAUGAGCACUAUCUUUACAAACACAUCCGCCGUCACCAUCCAGAAAUGAGUGUUAAAUAUCUGAGUUUCCAAGAAGGGGGAGUUUUGUCUGUUGAAAAGCCUCACAGCUGCAGCCAGUGUUGCAAGAGCUUUAGCACAAUCAAGGGCUUCAAGAACCACAGCUGCUUCAAGCAGGGGGAGAAGGUGUAUCUGUGCCCAGAUUGCGGAAAGGCAUUCAGUUGGUUUAAUAGCCUCAAGCAACACCAGCGCAUCCACACAGGAGAAAAGCCUUACACAUGUCAGCAGUGCGGAAAGAGUUUUGUCCACUCUGGACAACUGAAUGUGCACCUUCGCACACACACGGGUGAAAAACCUUUCCUGUGUUCACAGUGUGGCGAAAGCUUCAGGCAGUCAGGAGAUUUGAGGAGGCAUGAACAGAAGCAUUCAGGCGUGCGCCCAUGCCAGUGCCCUGAUUGUGGAAAAAGCUUUAGUCGGCCACAAAGUCUCAAAGCUCACCAACAGCUUCAUAAUGGCACCAAACUUUUCCCCUGCACUCAGUGUGGAAAAAGCUUUACUCGUAGAUACCAUCUCACCCGGCAUCUCCAGAAAAUGCACUCCUAACUAAAGAAGUAAAGACCCUGAUGAAUUAAUGAUGUCAUCAUGAAAAGCUUG
Carassius carassius (crucian carp) is the source of this 2619-nucleotide messenger RNA. RefSeq names its product PR domain containing 9 (gene prdm9). Bases 160 to 2568 code for a protein of 802 amino acids. The record is from RefSeq and is a predicted model, not a curated record. The transcript is spliced from 7 exons. Gene Ontology annotation, molecular function: protein binding; histone methyltransferase activity. Lineage: Eukaryota; Metazoa; Chordata; Actinopteri; Cypriniformes; Cyprinidae. Gene Ontology annotation, cellular component: nucleus.